Molecule: messenger RNA, 1897 nt
Organism: Scleropages formosus (Asian bonytongue)
Lineage: Eukaryota; Metazoa; Chordata; Actinopteri; Osteoglossiformes; Osteoglossidae
Gene: map2k5
Product: mitogen-activated protein kinase kinase 5
Exons: 22
Coding region: 298-1653 (451 amino acids)
Biological process (GO): MAPK cascade; protein phosphorylation
Molecular function (GO): ATP binding; MAP kinase kinase activity; protein binding
Source: RefSeq, a predicted model, not a curated record
UGUUGUUAACAUGAAGUGAAACCCAUUUGCCAUUAUUGCGUUUUAGCCAUUUUUUUUUCUUUUCUAAAAUCCGUCGUGUACGAGGUCGGAGGGUCAGUGGUUUGGCGAAUCGUCCUCUCUGAGUCGUUAAAAAUUGGGCACCUCCUGGCUGGCUGCUGCCUGAGUGGAGAUGUCCCGCGCAGAUGAUGCGUGACAAAACAAAGAGUUUAACUAACUAAGUGAUGCCUGACGCCGGUUACUAGUUCGGUGUCACUAUGGCUGCUUCAGUUUGACUAUGACCGAGUCCGCGUGUCUGUUAUGCUUCUACUUGUUUUGAGUGACUCAAGCGCCAUGGACACGGAAGGAAUCGUCAUUCGGAUAAAGACCCCCGGCGGGGACAUGGACUCAGCCGUGGACUGCCCGUCCCUUCUGAGCUUCAACGACUUGUUGGUGGCAAUAAGGGACGUGAUGCCAGAAGCCACCAUCACGGCCUUCGAGUAUGAAGAUGAGGUGGGGGACCGAAUCACUGUCAGGAGUGAUGAGGAGCUGAAAGCCAUGCUUUCCUAUUACUACAGCACGGUCAUGGAGCAGCGUAUGAAUGGAAUGCUGCCAGAGCCUCUCCAGAUCUUCCCCAGAGCCGGCAAGACUCCAGGGAUCCGGAACAUACAUGGCCUGAAGGUGAACACGCGUCCCGGCUCUGCCAUUGACUGUGCCCCUGCUGCUGCAGAGAAACUACCCAACAAUAGCUUAAAGAAGUCAUCAGCAGAGUUGAAGAAGAUUUUGUCCAAUGGGCAGAUAAAUGAACAAGACAUACGAUACCAGGAGCUCCUUGGUCAUGGAAACGGGGGGACAGUGUAUAAAGCAUACCAUCUCCUUGGCAAAAGGGUGUUAGCAGUUAAGGUCAUUCCUCUGGACAUUACAGUGGAGCUGCAGAAGCAGAUCAUGUCAGAGCUGGAGAUUCUCUACAAGUGUGAUUCUCCUUAUAUCAUUACAUUUUACAGCGCUUUCUUUGUCGAAAACCGGAUAUCAAUAUGUACAGAAUUUAUGGAUGGAGGCUCACUGGAUGUGUACCGGAGCAUUCCUGAGCACGUGUUGGGCAGGAUUGCUGUGGCGGUAGUAAAAGGUCUCACCUAUCUUUGGAGCUUAAAGAUUUUACACAGAGAUGUGAAGCCCUCUAACAUGCUUGUGAACACACGAGGGCAGGUGAAGCUCUGUGACUUUGGAGUCAGCACUCAGUUGGUCAACUCCAUUGCUAAAACAUAUGUGGGAACAAAUGCAUAUAUGGCGCCUGAGCGGAUAUCGGGUGAGCAGUAUGGAAUCCAUUCCGAUGUAUGGAGCGUAGGCAUCUCAUUUAUGGAGCUGGCUCUUGGCACCUUCCCCUACCCACAGAUUCAGAAAAACCAGGGAUCUUUAAUGCCUCUCCAGUUAUUGCAAUGCAUUGUUGAUGAGGACCCUCCAGUCCUUCCCGUGGGACAGUUUAGCGAGACGUUCAUUCACUUCAUUACACAGUGUAUGAAGAAACAGCCCAAAGAGCGGCCGGCACCAAACAACCUCAUGGACCAUCCCUUCAUCAUGAAGUACAACGAUGGCAAUGCUGAGGUGGUAUCCAUGUGGGUGUGUCGCUGUCUGGAGGAGCGGCGGGCUCAGCAGCUGCAGUCCCAAGGUGUCAUGUGACCUCACGAGGGCAGCGAGGGUGGUCUAGUGUCCUGAGAAGUAGGCCGUCUGCCCUCUGUCAAUCCCUCACCCCUCAGUGGACAGAAGGACCUCGCCAGAACGUCUGGCAAGACUGCUAGUUCACAGUGCGGGAAGCAAAGCACCGUAACCUCAGUCUGCGCAACACGAGGCUCCAGCAAAGCCUUAACAAAGGAAACAGGUGUUCCAGGAAAACCUUGAACCACCCCGUAUGAAAGUGUCCCCC